Phlebotomus argentipes is the source of this 1723-nucleotide messenger RNA. RefSeq lists its product as uncharacterized. The transcript is spliced from 4 exons. The record is from RefSeq and is a predicted model, not a curated record. NCBI's taxonomy places the organism in Eukaryota, Metazoa, Arthropoda, Insecta, Diptera, Psychodidae. Gene Ontology annotation, molecular function: structural constituent of chitin-based larval cuticle. Gene Ontology annotation, cellular component: chitin-based extracellular matrix. Bases 100 to 1497 code for a protein of 465 amino acids.
UCGAGGUAGUCGGAGUAAAAUAGUGAUUGUGUUCUUGUGCUUUAGGAUUAUUGGAUGACAUCUGCGAGAGGAUUAAAGUGUUGAUAAAUUUGCCACAAGAUGAGAGGACUUUUAGUGAUCUUUCUGGUGAUUUUGUGCAAAAUCUCCGGUGUUUUCCCAGAUGCUGCAUCGGAUUUUAACAAUGUGAAUCCUGACGGAUCCUUUUCAUUUGGUUUGAACACCGAAGAUAACGGUGGCCAUUAUCACAUGGCAAGUGGCAAUCCUAAGACGAUCAUCCGAGGACGCUUCGGUUCCAGGAAUCCCACUUCGAAGCGAAUUGAGGAGACAGUUUACACCGCUGGUCCUCGUGGAUUCCGGGCACGUGGACCGUCGAUUGCGAGGAAAAUGGACCUCUCGCAGAUCCGUCGGGGGCCCAUUGGGAGCCCCGACGAUCCACUGGCGGAUCCCUUCGACGAUCCCAGCUACGGCUUCGGUUUUAAGACGCCCACGUACACGCGCCAAGAGGACGCAGAUCCCGCCGGAAGGGUCAAGGGCUUGUACUCCUAUGUUGAUGACGUUGGGGAGAAGCAUCUGGUGCGCUAUGCCGCGGGCACGGACGAAGGAUACAACAUCAUCAACUCCUAUCCGGACGCGCCAAACUUCGUCAAGUACAGCUCACCGCUCUACAAGUCACCUAACAAGAGAACAAGGGGAAGGAUUGCCAUUCAGCGAGGACCAGGAGGACAGUACAACUUUAUCUCCUCCGGACCUGAUCAGAGAAGGUCCGAAAGCACUGGACCUGACGGAAUCGUUCGUGGUUCUUACUCUUAUCUCGAUGACAAAGGUGUUCAGAGGACUGUUCAGUACAUCGCAGGCGCUGGAAUAGGAUACAAGAUCAUCCAGAGCACUACAGGUCCCGGAACUCACAAUCUUCCUCGGCCAGCCAUUCCCGAAUUGGGUGUUCUCUCGCCGGAAUCGAAUGACUUGGGCAGAGACACUCCGCACUUCAAUGACGACGGCGUUUUCCUGACCUCAUCCAGUCGCGGUCCAGUGAGUCCGAGGCCCAAUCGGAAGGAGUUCAGCAGCACUCCUCGACCGACUCCUGGCAGUUAUGGUGGUGAUCUGGGUGAUGAUGGUCCAGCCUUCUUCGACGGCAACGACAAUUCCUACGACAAUGUGCCACAGGGCAGAGAUCCCAAUGCCAUUGUGCCACCGCCAUCGUCCAGACCCUAUCGACCACGCGGACGCGGCACAACACCUGCUCGACGCAGCUCGGAAGAGUUGGACUACACAGAUGUGCCCGUGACGCCCAACAUAAUCGACGCCACUGGAUCGGAUUUGGGGGAUGAAGACGGUUUUGGCGGCGGUCCAGAUCCCAACUACGAUCGCGAGCGUCCGCCACUGCCCUCUGGGAUCGCCAUCAGGGCGCACGUGCAGAACAUUGACUUGGUGCCCGAGGGCGGCAGACCACCAUCUCCCGGAGAGGCGCUCCUACUCGAUGAACAGCGAAAUCUGUGAUUAGAGACUAUAUCAUCGCGCAAUACUCUGUAGCUCACUGAGUGGAUCCGCAGGCCGUGAGUGGGGCCGAAGAUCCAGAUCAGUGAUGAUACAUUGCCCAACAUAGUGUAUAAAUACCAUUUGCUUUAUACAGUAAUUUGCCCAAUAUCUCUAUUUAGGGUAUGCCACACGUUUUUGUAAAGAAUUUAUCAUUUAAUAUUGUCUAAUGAAUAAAUUUUAAUUUAAU